Molecule: messenger RNA, 1230 nt
Organism: Saccostrea echinata
Lineage: Eukaryota; Metazoa; Mollusca; Bivalvia; Ostreida; Ostreidae
Product: TIP41-like protein
Exons: 8
Coding region: 119-931 (270 amino acids)
Biological process (GO): TOR signaling
Cellular component (GO): cytosol
Source: RefSeq, a predicted model, not a curated record
UCUUUUUUUUCCCAUGAAAAAUUCUGAUUGGAUUUGGCAUCCUGGUACGGCUAUGAAAGUAAUAUUUUGCUGAAUCAUCUAAAGCUUUCUUGGGAUUUGAGUUUGAGCAUUUCUGACAAUGUCAGAAAAAGAAGAUGUUGCUACUAAAGCCCGAGCCUUCACAGAAAAGUUUCAGUAUGGACCAUGGAACAUUGUAUCAGUAAAAAGUCACAUACUGAAUUCAGAGGGCCCAGCCAGAGAAAGGUUUGAGUCCCAGUUAGAGCUUCCUCAGGUCCCUGAGAUGAUCUUUGCUGACAAUGUAUUAAGGAUUGUGCAUUCAGAUGGGUACGGGAUAGAGUUCAAUGCUUUAGAUGCACUGAAGUGUGUGGAUGCUCACCAUGAUCCUCUCAAAGUUGCUGUUUCUCAAGCUUGGAGGGAGGCAAGGGCUGAUUGUGAACACAUUAAUGAUGUAGUGAAACCAUUUGAUUGGACCUACACCACAGACUACAAAGGAACUCUGAUAGAAAAGUCUGGAAAUAAGAUUACUGUUACAGAAACAAGUGACAGAAUUAACUUGGAGAAACUUAAGGUCAGAGAGAAGAUUUUGUUUUAUGAAGACAUACUGCUCUUUGAAGAUGAGCUAGCUGAUAAUGGAGCAUCACUGCUGAAUGUCAGAAUGAGAGUAAUGCCAUCAGGUUUCUUUGUUCUGCUAAGAUUCUACAUGAGAGUGGACAAUGUUAUGAUUCGAGUGAAUGACACAAGGCUGCAUUAUGAGGCUGGUAAUAACUAUAUGCUGAGAGAAUUUGCAAGCAAAGAAGACAAAGUCAAAGAUAUCACGGUGUCACCCCAUAAACACACAGAUCCAAAUGAGAUGGCCAAUCACCUCACACAAAGGAGGGAAGUGUGUGAAAAGUUACUAUUUCCAGAGACUUCUAGUGAUAAUAAAAGCUAGCAGUGUUCUAGCUUAUAUAACUCUGAAGCAGAAAUUUGAUAGGGAGGAGAUGAAAGGUAUCAGAGACAUUGCAAUAUGUGACACUCAUGUUAAAAGCUAUUCUUGGUAUAAAUAUUUUGGUUGUGUACAAACAUGAUGACAGGGACAAGAGUGGUGAAACAAUUUUUAUUAUUUUGUAUUAUGAAAGUAUGUAUAAUUUUGACAAGACUGGUUGUUAUGUCUGUUUAUACAAAAAACGUUUUGAUGGAACAUUUUAAGAAAUCUUAAAUGUGAAUAAAUUCUCAAAAGUACCAAGUCAA